Messenger RNA from Mus musculus (house mouse), 19975 nucleotides. It is a transcript of the gene Zfp697, whose product is annotated as zinc finger protein 697. Lineage: Eukaryota; Metazoa; Chordata; Mammalia; Rodentia; Muridae. The record is from RefSeq and is a predicted model, not a curated record. The transcript is spliced from 3 exons. Gene Ontology annotation, molecular function: nucleic acid binding. Bases 14945 to 16654 code for a protein of 569 amino acids. Gene Ontology annotation, cellular component: nucleus.
GGCAUGCUGGGAACAUUCCCUGCUCCUCCCAGGAAAUGUCCUUUGUCCAGCCCCACAGGAAGCCCCAGCGAGGAGGUAGUGGGCAGCCAGCCCGAGUGCCAGCCCGCGGUUGCAUAGCCUCAGCACCGGGCGCCAGGCUUGGGCAGUGCGCUCAGAGCUGCCCGGCGCAUCACAGGUCUGGGGGAUUUACUGUUAUCAGCCUGGAGUCUCCUUCCAUCCAGGGAUGACUUUGCAAUGUAGCAGCCCACAGAUGGUCGCUGGGUUCUCAUGACUGUACAAUCAUCUCUAUAGGCUAUAUGAGAUAGUGCUCCAAGGCUCCGCUGGACCCCUACUCAGGAGCAAACCACUCUGAGCAGAAGAAAUGUGAAGAAUUAACAGGCGGUUCCAGCCAGCACCUCACCUCUGCAUGUCCUUCCUGGAUGCCUUCCGCUGUGUGCUACUUGUGAAUACCAGGCCUAGCCAGCCCUGGACACAGCAGUCAGUGACAGUACCACAAGCCCUCCUCCCUCUCCCACACCUCCUCCCUCAGCUGCUUCUCCAGGAGGCCACGCAACGCAACAACGUGGGAUCUUUUGCCAGGAUGCUCAAUGAACAGGAAAGUGGGAGGGGCCACAGCAGUUGCCUGUCACCUUCACCACAGCUGAGGCUGUGCCCCCAUCUAGUCGCACUCUGGCAGCAGCUGCCACAGCAACCACACCCUCAGCCCAAGUUCCAAGAGUCAAGUGGCUGUCCCCAGUGGCCCUGUGUGUUGACAGAGUUGAAACAGAUGGAAAAUGACUCAAUAGAAAAUUGACUGAGUCAGAACCUCAAGACCGUGCCUCUCUCCGGGCCGGCCCGUUCCAUUUCUGCGUCUGUGGAUUACCAAAUCUGGGUUCUAGCUGUGUGUUGGAUUCAGGGAAGAAUGAAACGAACUUAGGAAGAUAGUAUCGUGGCAGUUCUUCAGGCACUGUGUGUGGCAGACAGACAGAUAAGCCCAGGAAGUCACAGGUCCAUAUCACAUGGAUUCCGGGGUUUCUGCCAAGCUUUGAGACUGCUUCCCGAUGUACCGCAGUCUCAGGUUCCGUGAGAUUGGAUUGGGGCAGGCGCUGUGUUCCACUCACCAGAGGUCUUAGGAUCCCGUGGGGAGUCCCGUGUGGGCCCUUCAGGGUGUUGGGCAAGACUCUGCUGGCAAGGUAGCCUGGGGCUCGAGUCGAGCGGAAGGGGCUUGUGCCCAGAUCAGGCCCGGGUAGCCUGCUUCCCUAUGUACUGCAGUCUCAGGUUCCGCGCGAUUGGAUUGGGGCAGGCGCUGUGUUCCACUCACCAGAGGUCUUAGGAUCCCGUGGGGAGUCCCGUGUGGGCCCUUGCGGGUGUUGGGCAAGACUCUGCUGGCCAACUCCCACUUUUCUUUCACACAAUUACACAAAAGACUUAGGGUUAUUCAGUGUUGGCCAUAAUGUUUCUUUAAGUCAAUGCUAAUACAAACAACUUUAAAAAGUCAACAAGAUGUUUUGUUUUUUGAGUGAAAACUAUAGACAAUCCAAAACCUGGUUUCUUGGAAUCCAUCUUAGAGAAUCAGAUGAAACUUUUAAGAUGAUUUUUUAGUUUUGAAGAGGCAAGCUAAUCAUAAUUAUAAUAGGAAUGUAACAGUAGAAGUUGGCUGAAGUGUGGAAGAGAACAGAAAUAGGAAGAAGGAAGGUGUUGCCCACAAAGCUUGGUUACUGUAGCUAGAGCAGCAAGCCAUGGAGAUGACAGAGGGGGUCAGAUGCAGAAGAGAAUGUAAAAGAACCAGGUGACUCUGGAAUGGCUGUCUCAGUGCUCUGCGCACUCACUACCUUUGUGUGGUCAAAUAACUUAUAUAUUUGUUGGGCCUCAUUUUCCUCCAUGGGAAAUAAUGUUUCUCUGACUCUAUCUCUCUGUCUCUCUGUCUCUGUCUCUUAAGCAUUUAAAACGUGGCAGACUUUCUCAUUAACAAGUAUAGUCUCUUCAGCAAAAUGUCACUGUAGUCCCCGACCUUUGCCACCCAGCUUACUUCUUUGGAGCCUCCCAGAUAGGGAGAGUGACACUAUUAAAACAGAAGCAAAGAGAUACUGUGAAUCCGAAUCUGAGGAACUGUCCAUUGUAGACUAGAUGAUCUGGAUUCUUGAUCUAGAUGCAUCUUCUAGUUUAUGGUCUCAUGUCUUGGAGGGUUUUGUGUCAUUCUUAUAAGCCCCCUCUAGGAGAUGGAGAGACUGUUCAGUUAAGAGCUUUACUUACAGUUCUUGUAGAAGACUCAGUAGGGUUCCCAUGCCUGCCAGCAUUGGAUGACUUACAGCUGCCUGUAACUUUAGCUUUAGGGAAUCCACCUUCUUUCUCUGGAUUCUGUGGGUCCCUGUACAUGCCGCACACAGACACACAUGUAUAUAAUUAAAGAAUAAUACAAGCAAAUAUUAAAGUAAGAAUCUCCCUCUUGACCAUGUAUUCCAGGAUCUCAUUUGCAGGUAGACGAUUUUAGGAAUGGGUUGGUGACUUUGGCAAGGCUUUAAAUCUUUUUUCCUAUGACAGGGAUGGAGGAUCCUUGUACUGGGCAGAUUAUGAGUUGAUUAAUGUGAUUUGACUCACUGUCCUAUCAAGCAGCUAACAGAAGCUACAAAUACCAGGGCCAAAUAUGUAAAUUGGGUAUAUCCCAGAAAGGUAGUAUAUUAGAGUCUUAGGGAACAGCUUUCUUCUCCUAGGGCACCUGUCACACCAUGCAAUAGGAAAUGAGAAGCAGGCACAUUAGUGUGCUGAAAGGUACAGAUUGCUAGUAUGAUUAGCCAAGUACACUGGCUACCUGGGGUGGGGGGCGCAAGUGUGAUUGGAGCAAAAGUUGGUAUGGCAGGGAUUUAGGCUCCUGCCAGCCACUCAGUUAUGCGUUUGUGGACAAUGUUUGGGCUGUCUACACUUCCUUAACCCUUUCUGUAUCCCAGUUGAAGCUGCUGAUAUAUUUGUCUGUUAUCUCCUGGAUUUAGAUUAGUUGCUAUUAUUUUCAACCAGCUAUCUUAGCAAACAAUGCUAAAAUGGUUUCCCCUUUUCUCCAAACUGCUGUGGCCCAUUUCUGAAGUAUUUUAACGAUGAGAUGCUUUCCGAUGAUUCUGCCGUCCUUUCCAGCCUGCUUCAAUGUUCGCUGAGCCUUGGGACCCGGGGCUUGACACGGUCAGCACUAUAGUCUAUUGCGUUAUUUUCUGCCUGCUGCAGAGAGAAGUUUCUCUGGCGAAGGUUGACAGCAGCACUGAGCUAUGGGUAAAAGCAGGUUUUCUGUCUAACAAAUAUACACGUGAGUAGAGUGGAAUAAUGAACUUAGGUGUUCAGCAUUUUAGCAGUGGCCGAUAUAUGGCCUUUCCUGUUUCAUCUGCACCCAUCUAAGCCUCCCUUCCUUGGAAUUGUGUUGAAGUAAAUUCCAGACGUUAUCCUCUCGUCUAUAAAUAUUUCAUAUAUUGAUGAUAAAGGACUCUUUGAACUUACCCAAAUACCAGCAUCAUAAAGAUGAACAGUUCUUGAUAUCAGAUAGCUAAUCAGAAUUUUACAAUUACUCAGUUGUCUCAUAAUUAGCUUUGGCUUUGGUUUUGGAGGGUGCCUCACGGUGUAGCUCAGGCUGACCUUUGAUUUUUAAUGCCUGUCUGUGCUCAUUGCCCAACCGCAUAGAACUUGCUUUUGUAGUAUGGUAAUUGAGUUGGGGUUCUGUAAGUAUGUAUGUUGAGGUUGGUUGAUUUAUUGCUUGCAUUUUGACCUUUGGACUUCCCUCCCUCUUUUCUUCUUUUUAUCAUAUUUUUUUUCUUGCUGUUUUUGUCAUUGUUCUCUUGGUAAAUCAACUGGAGAUCAUGUGUCUUAUUUAGUUUCUUAUGAUCUGAGUUUUGUGUAUCCUGUUAUUUUUUAAAGAGAUAAGAGUGAGUUAUAGUUUUAAAAGUGUUUUCAAGUGUAUGCAAGCGUUUUGUUUUGUUUUGCUUUGCUUUGCUUUAAAUCAGUCUAGUUUUGGAAUUUUGAGAUGUGAUGAGGCAGGAACAUUUAGCUAUCAGGUAGCUUUGCAUUUCCUCCUGCUUCGCACUCACUGGACCCUACCCUGGCUGGUUACACACAGAGGUGUCACUUACCCAGCUGAAAUACUCUGAGCGGAACAUGCCAGCCAUUCCUUGUCAGUAACACCAGGCAGUUAUUUUGGGCAGAGAAGGGAACAGCAUUUCUUCCUGUUGAAUCUACAUGGGAAGCUGGGUGACAGAGUGUCUGCUUCAAACUCUUUGGCCCUGCACUCCCCUCUUCUCCUUUGCUAUGAAGAACAUUUCUCUCAGGGCUACUCAUUCCAGCAGAAACAGGAUCACAGAAACCUUAAUAGAGACCACCAUCCCCCCAUCAGUCCUUCCAGAACAAGGCUGUUAUGAGCACGUCUCAUCAGACACACUUCUCUUGCAUUCCAAGUCUCUUCUUCCUUAAGCAAGAUCAGUUAUAAACUGUGUCUCUUUCUGCUGUGUAUACCAUACUCAUGUCUAGAGAGCUUUCCCCCCACUUGGAGCAUGUUUGUUAGUUUUGCAACAGAGUCUUGCUCUGUGGACCUGGCUAGCCUAGCACUCACUAUGUAGCCCAAGCUGGCCAUGUUUUCUUACUCAGCCUCUGUCAUGUUGGGCUUCUAGGCCUGUACUUCCAGGCCUGUCUAGAGAAUCUUUAAGAUCAACCUGAGUCUUCCUCCUCGUCCUCUUUAUCACAUGACACAGAAACUGUAUCCAAGUAUGUAUUGUGAUUUUCAUGACAAAACCGAUGCUUUUAGGGGUAAAUUUGAAGUGUGAAGGGAUUAUUUAAGAUUGUUUUUUAGCCAGGGUGUGUGUGGUGGUUAAUCUUCUGUGUUAGUUUGUCUGGGCCACAAGGCAGCAAGAUGCAUAAUCAAAUACUUAUGGAUAUUUUUCUGAGAUUUUUUUUUAGGGGCUGUCGAGAUGCAUCAGUGGGUCAAGGUGCUUGCUGCCAAAUUGUGUGUUUGUGUGUGUUUGUGUGUGUGUGUGUGUGAGAGAGAGAGAGAGAGAGAGAGAGAGAGAGAGAGAGGAGAGAGAAGAAACAAAUACAUACAAUUUAUAAGCUUUAUUUUUUUUAGGUUAUCCUACAGAGCUUCCUCAUGACAUCUGCAGUCACCUGUGCCAUAAUACACUGUUUGUAGUCACCCCGUUAAGGCGGGCUUGGGUGUGGUGAACAUUCUAGAUGGUGGCCUUUGAGUAAAGCAGACUAGCAUCUCCCAUGUGUGUGUGCUUCCUCCUGUCAGUUAAAAGACUACGGGGAUCAAAAGUCUGAUCCUCCUGAGCAAGGAGGACAUUUCCAUCCCAUUGCUUUUGGUGUCUGCACUUCAGGGUAGAGUUUGAAACUGCCAGCCUGCAGAACUGCAUAAGCGAACUCUUUAUUAUAUAUCUCUUUCUAAAUAUACAUACAUCCCACUGGUUCUGUUGCCUUUGGAGAAACCCUGACUAAUAUAGCAUGGGAUUUAGGAGGGCCAGAGUAUGUCAUAGAUUGAUCUCCACUCUCCUUUUGAGGGAGAUGGGGUGGGAGUGUGUCUUGUUAUGUCGGCUGACCUUAAAAUCGAAAUCGCCCUGCCUCAGCCUCUCCAGGGCAAGAUCAUAGGUGUGUGUUGCCACACCUGGCCCUGGCUGUCUGUUUUUAAGUGGUAUUUUGAAUUAAAGGGAUGUAAAGAUUGUUGGAGGGACCAAUCAGAAGCCUGGGAUUUAGGACCCACUGCUUCUGACAUUCUGCCUGUUUCUCUAGCCCCGGUCAAUUGCUCGUCCUCUCUCUCUCUCAGCCUCCGUUUGCUCUCAUAAAAGUUCAAGAGAUUUUCAAGGUCUUGGAGUCUGUGAAAUACAUUGAACAGAGAAGCCAGCUGCUGAGCAGGCAGGAGGACAGCCUCCUGAGGAUAGCCUAGGGCUUCUGUUAUGAAAUAAGAAAUGAAGAAAAACCAAAAAGCAGGUAGUAAAAUGUAAGUCUUCAGGGGAGGAAGAAUUACGAAUGCUAGGUAUUCUUGUUCAUCAGGUAGACGAUUCUAAUCAGUAAAACAGAGCAUAUGGAUGGAUGGGAGUAUUCACCAGCACCUUGAACUGUUUCAUCCUGAGUCAGGAUUUCCCUGGCUGGUCCUCCUGCCUUGACCCUUCAAAUGCUGGAAUUACGGGGUGCUUGUCCAGCUUCUCAUUUGAAGGCAGAGAAUCUAAUUUUCAUUUAGGAGCUGUCUCUAUGUCACACUUAUUCUUAUUUUGUCUACAAGGAGUUGCAUAGUGGUCACAUGGUGGAAGCUUGACGGGUGUGACAGGUUGCACAAGCUAAGGGGUCCUGUCUGAGAUAAUGGACAGGAAAUGCCUGGUCCCAAGGACAUUGUGUGGUUUUCUGUGUCUGUCUGUCUGUCUGGUGUGUGUGUGUGUGUGUGUGUGUGUGUGCUUGUUCAUGUACAUCCAUGGGCACGUGUGUCUAGAGACUGAAUUCAGGGCCCCCCACUGGCUAUGUUGUCUUUGGGCUCCCCUCUCCAGGUGAAAGGGCAUUAACUACAGAUCAGAAACCAGAUUAUUCUGGCUUCUUCUGUCUGGAGAGUGGUCAGUAUUUAGUUGCAGGCGUGUUUUGCUGUUCUUUGUCUGGAACUCAGGUCCACCUUGCUCAGCAGUCUGCACUCGGGUCUCUGGCAUGGAGGGGUGGGUGGUCUGUGAAAGCCAGCCAAGGUGAGGGUCCAUUGGCACCUGUGAAUGUGACACAUGGGAGGAGGGUGACAAAGCUGCUGUUCCUUGUUCACCAGAGACAUCAUCUGUCCAGUAAGGUGAGUGACUGACUUAUUGCCCUUUGAGCUGGCCAGUAAAGGUGCAGGGCUCUGAGACCAUCCCCUCCCCACCAAGAAGAAAUUUGACUGUUAACUCUUUUACUUGGUUGCUGAUGAAGAUGGACAAAUGAUUAACCCUUGCAGUCCCCAGUUGGAUCUCACUGCCUGUCCUGAAUACAGCCUUUUGCAUAGCUGCCUGGAGUUGUUUUUACCAGUUUCUUCCAAAUUGGGUGUCUUUGCUUGGACACAUAUGCAAACUAUCCCUGGGGAGAGAGUGGUGGGCCAGGGGCGUGGGAAGCAGCAGAAAGAAGCUUCUAGAUUCUGCUGCUGAGUUUCUGGCUCAAUCUUGAGAAGGUAAGGAAGGGGCCCCCCGAGAUGAGUAGGAGACAGGAAGGGCGCUUCGGUCUGGAGGCUGCUGAAUGGAGCCACUCUUGGCCUCCUGCCCAGAGAGCACUUCCUUUCCCUGACAAGAUGUCUCUGCUGGCCUGGCCACCUGCCACCUGGCAGUGGCCUUAGCACAUGACUCCUGUCUACCCAACUCCAAGGGAGUGGGCAGGAGGUUCCAGGUUUAGCCUGCCUCUUUGAGUCACAAGGCUUUUUUGCUAGCUGCCCCCACUUGCAAUGAUAUAGGUGAGUCUUAACUUUACCUAGGGGAUGGGCCACAUGCUCAGAGUUUGGUUUUUGUUUUGCUUGCUUUCCUCACCCCCAAUACAGGGUUUCUUUGUGUAGCCCUGGCUGUCCUGGGACUCACUCUGUAGACCAGGCUGGCCUCAAACUCACAGAGAUCCUCCUGCCUUUGCCUCCCGAGUGCUGGGACUAAAGGCAUGCACCACCACUGCCUAGUAGUAUUCUUAACACAUAAAAUGAGUAACCCACUUUCCUGAUAGUUGUAGGAUCUAUGGAGAGGGACUGGACCAACAGCACGAUAAGUUGCAUAGGUCCAAUCAAAUGGGACACUGCCUCCCAGCCUGGGACUAUUGAAGCUGGUCUCUGAUCUCCCUGGGGGCAGGGCAGGGCCACUGGAGGGUAGGAGUUGCUAGUGCUCUGUCACUUGGUGUUAUUUCUGGCCUUAAUUUCUCUCUGUAAAAUCCAGGGAGGUGGGAGGGUGGUAUGGGCUUGACUGACCAUCCUAGGAAGUUAGAUCUGAUCUUUGAAGGGGUAGGACCCCGAUCAAAGGAAUAGUUUGCAGGUAGCUCUAGAGGGGGCUAAAUAUGUCAGUAGACCCAGGUCAAAGUCUGAUUUCUAGCUCUCCUGGCUUCCGCUCCCCUCUGCUCCAGUCUUCGCCUCUUCCUUUUUAUAGAGAUACUUUGUGGGUAGGUAUGCACCUCAGUUGACUGAGUGAACUGUCACGGCUUGGGAGGCAUACCUGAUCUCCUGGGUUUGGGUCUCAGUGCUGCAUAAGCCCAGCAGGUAGUACCUGUUAUCUCAGGACGAGAAACUCAGCAUUAUUUUUGACUAUGUAGGGAGCUCAAGGCCAGCCUCGGACACAGACCAUGUUGUUAACAUACAACAACAACAACAACAACCCCUCCCCCAAAGCUACUAGAUCACCUUUCCCCCACUCUGUAGCAGUAUCUUCCCGGUGCAAUGACUGGGCAUUUCAGAUGGCCUUCAGAUGAGUGAGGCUUUUGAGCAUUUUCCUAGUUAUUUUAAGGAUGUUACCAUUUUAAAAAGCUGGGACCAUCGAGGAGGAACAAGGGACAUGAAAAAUAUAUAAAUUUUAGAAACUUGGAUUUAAAUAGAGUUAGAGAGGUGCCCAGCUCUGUAUUUAAGAGAAAGGCCAUUUGAAGGUGGUGGUGGGUUAACAAGAUAGAGCUCGUAAAACUGAUUUAGUGCCUCUAUUAACCAACUAACCUGGUUGUCAAGGACUCAAGACACAUUCAAACUCCUUUUAAAAGUUAUUUAUUUUUAUUGAAUGUAUGUUUGUGGCAGAUCCCCUAGAAAUGGAGUUACAGACAACUGUGAGCUGCCACGUGGAUGCUGGGAAUUGAACCUGGCUCCUCUGGAAGAGCAGCCAGUGCUCUUAACUGCUGAGCCAUCUCUCCACCUGCCCUUCACCUCCCACAUUUAAACUCUUAGAAGCAGGGAUCCGACACAGUGCAGUGGCGGUGCUGGCUGCACCCUGGACUCUGUCCCAUCAGCACUUGCUGCUCCUCUCCUUUGCCUCUGUGAGUCCGGAGAACUAGAUGUGGAGUUAGUUUUCCCUGCUGGACAACUCCUUUUUCCCUUAUUAAUCUCCUCUCAGUUCUUACUGGGGGAGCAGGCUCCUUUAGCAACAGUAUGCUAAGCCACACACACCCACUCCUCUGUUUAGCUUUAGACUGAAGUUCUGUGCUUAAGAUGGAUAUUUUAGCAACUACCAACUGUUCACCCUAUAUCCAGCUCCCUUCAGCAACCACCCACAACUUGACUCUUGUCUUCACAUGCUGAGUUGUUUAUUAACAGCAGUAAGGCCAAGGGAAGUUCUGCCUGAAGCUGGAAAAAUAAUGUAUUCCCAGGGAGUAUAGCUGUGGACAGUGACUUUAGUUUACUGUGCAAUGAUUUAAGUCAAGGAACUUCAUAAUAAAGUAAUUCAUUAUAAAUUCUAUUUACGCUGUAUCUAACGUGUCAUCAGCUUUAACAAAUGGUAAUUUAUCAGGCUCUUAGAAUGACUCUGCAAGUAGGAGGGAGCAUCCUUGUUUUUAUGGGCACUGAAUUAGAGCUCCUCCAAGUCAUGUGACUCACAUAAAGUCAGGUAGCUGGUUAAGAGCAGACAGUUCAAGCGUGGGUCAGUCUGGCUACAAAGUGAUCACUCUGCCCUACUGACUACUCAUUAUCCAACCCUGGCUGAGCACUCCCCCUCCCCCAAGAAAAAUGUUGCUAGUUUUUGAGUAAGAGUAGGAAAGGAGUUGGAACAAAGUGGCUGAGUGUCUGUUGGUGCCCAGCGGACACUCCAGUUACAACCCCGACCCCCUUACAACCUCCCCAGGGGGUCGAUAGCACUUCUGAAAGUUAAGUCCUCAGGAGUGACAGAACCCCAGCUGCUCGGCUUGUGAGUUUUGUUGCUUCUAGAAUAAUCACAGGUUUUCAUUAACAUAUUUGAUCCUACUGAAAAUAAAGGCAACCUUUUUUCCUGGGUUAAAAAAAAAAUACAUGUUUACUGUAGAAAAUGCAAAUGCAUACAAAAAUGGUGACAAUCUCCCAAAGUACCAGCAGCUGUUUGAGAAGGUCUGCUUUGUAGUUCACCUUGGUCUAAUCACCUCUGUACUUGUUUCUGGUCUGUGAAGUUGAACAUAGUCUAUAUCCUUGGGUUUUGGUAAGAUAAGCAUUACCAGCCAGAAGCCUCCAAGAAGUGACAGAGAGAUGGUUAAUAGUUUAAUGAUGGGCUCCUGACCUUUCUUUCUGUGCCUGUGUAUAUAUGUGUUAACCUACACACGACUGUGUCUACAUUAAUGAAAAUAAGGUAUUUUAAAAACCAGCUGUAGCUGGGCGGUGAUGGUGCACGUCUUUAAUCCUAGCACUUGGGAGGCAGAGACAGCCGGCGGAUUUCUGAAUUCGAGACCAGCCUGGUCUACAAAGUGAGUUCCAGGACAGCCAGGGCUAUACAGAGAAACCCUGUCUUGAAAAACAAAACAAAACAAAACCAACCAACCAAACAAACAAACCCAGCUGUAGCUUUUUAUUAAAUAACGUGUCUUGAAAAUCUGUCCUUAACUCUAAAUAACUUCUAUCAUAGCCUGAUAGACAAUCCAGGAUGGGAUGGUGUGAGUGGAAUUGAGUCUGUGUGUGUGCGUGUGUGUGUGUGUGUGUGUGUGUGUGUGUUUGGGGGGAGGGGGCAGCAGGUAUAGACUUCAAGUCUACUGCAAACAUAAGGCGUUUAAAAACAAAUCUGUUAACAUUGUCGAUUUGGGUGAUAGGGGCUCUUCUUCUUUCCAGAGCCUACUUAACCCUCUGUCCCCUUGUGGUGAGGAUGAAGGAGGAUUCCUUUGGGAGCUCAGAGCCUGCCUUGAUUCAGUGUGGCUGGCAGUCCUGUGAAUUCAGAUGCCAGCCUCAGUCAGGGAGCUCAGACCCUAGCUCUCUUUGAAGUUAGAGAAACAGAGCUGCUGCAUUUGAUCUGAUCUCUGGGUGUACAGGAGGUCACCAACCAGAGCAUCCUCUGCUUCUUGCUCUCCAAGAAGCUGUCAUUUAAAGGUCUCAGCAGUAAAGCUGUACUCCUUCCCUGCCAGGUUGGACCACCAUGCUCCACCCUUCAGGGAGGUGGGCUGCAGUCCCUAACCUUGCCGUUUAGUUUUGGGAUACGCACGCCCUUUUUUUCUUGCUGCAGUUAGUCAGUCAGAAACCUCUCUUAGAAAAAGUUUGGAGCUGAGACGAAAGGAUGGACCAUCUAGAGACUGCCAUAUCCAGGGAUCCAUCCCAUAAUCAGCCUCCAAACACUGACACCAUAGCAUACACUAGCAAGAUUUUGCUGAAAGGACCCUGAUAUAGCUGUCUCUUGUGAGACUAUGCCGGGGCCUAGCAAACACAGAAGUGGAUGCUCACAGUCAGCUAUUGGAUGGAUCACAGCGCCCCCAAUGGAGGAGCUAGAGAAAUUACCCAAGGAGCUAAAGGGAUCUGCAACCCUAUAGGUGUAACAACAUUAUGAACUAACCAGUAGCCCGGAGCUCUUAACUCUAGCUGCAUAUGUAUCAAAAGAUGGCCUAGUCGGCCAUCACUGGAAAGAGAGGCCCAUUGGACAUGCAAACUUUAUAUGCCCCAGUACAGGGGAACGCCAGGGCCAAAAAGUGGGAGUGGGUGGGUAGGGGAGUGGAGGGGAGGGUAUGGGGGACUUUUGGGAUAGCAUUGGAAAUGUAAAUGAGGAAAAUACCUAAUAAAAAAUAUAUAAAAAACCAACCAACCAAAACAAACAAAACCUCUCUUAACCCCCUGCUCCCCCCCACCCCCAGCAAACCAAUAAGUCACAUUUGCAAACCUCUUCUUGCAUGAGUCCCAUCCUCCACCACCACCUUCAGGUGCACUGUAUGUGCAGAUCCAAGGGAUGUACCUGACUGUUGAGUCUAACCUCCAGAAGGCAAAAGAGUGGUGUACAGUGUGACUUGGGACAGAAGUCUCACAUGGAGUUGGUAUACCUCUGAGAAGGUUCACGACUAUAAUAAUAUCCCUUUCUUCCUUUGAAACUUGGCAGCGUAGUUGGUCCACCUUCCAAGGGAACCCAUCUGCCCUGCAUGAUGCUAUUGACUAAGCUCAGACACAACAGCUUCCCUAGGACAUUUAAGGGAAGGGCUCAGUCUUUGCACUCUAAGAAGGGAGUAUGUCAUCACCAUGGAGAAAGAUCUGAGACACUGUUGGGGUGAUGUGUCUGUCCAGAUGAGCCGGUUUAUCUUCGAGAGGUGGGCGGAGAGGAGAGGAACAAUGUACCCAUUUCACAGCCUCGAAGCUCAGAGCACUAAGACUCUCUCUGAUGUUUUCCACAGUGCCUUUUAGUUUCCUUCUGAUGCCCUCCCCGCGAGAAAGGUUAAGUAGCACUACCCUCUUUCCACUGAGGAGACUUAACCUAGUUGACUGAGGCUAGUUGACUUCCGUUGGGCCCGCCCCACCCAGGGGAGGGAUCUCCUCAAUGCAUAACUCCUGCUUUUCAGGACAAGGAAGACCCUGAUAGGGGAGGGAAAGCUCCUUGCCAAGGAUGGGACAUCCUUGCUCACCAUACUUUUCUUUGCUCUUUCUAUUUUAGCACGUUCUGUUUUUGAGACAGGGUCUCUCCUGUAGUGCAGCUGCUCUCUGACACACUGUUUGAGAUUCUGCUCCUCCUGCCUCCACCUCCUAAGUGCUGGGAUCCCAAUUACACGUGAGCACAUGUGGUUCUGUACGGUGCCUGGGACUCAACUCAGGGUUUACACACCAGGCAAGUACCCUAUCAAGAUGUAUCUGCGCUGCAUCUCCAGCCACUACUGCCUCCCCCCCCCCUUCUUCCCAUGCACGGGAGCAAGUCUACAGCCUUAUUCCUGCAGUCCUCUCUGGGGAUUGCUUAGACAGCGGUAUCCUUCAAACCACAGACCAAGAUCCUUGACCUCGAUGUGCCUUUCCUUCCUUGAGCUAAGCUGCAAGCAUGAUGGAUGGCAGAAACUAAUUAUUUUGGCUCAGUUUCCCAGUGUUGACAGGGCAUGCUUUGCAUUUGAGAUGCAAACUGGACAUCCACAGAGGGCUUCAGAAUCUGAUGCUGUUGGGCUUCUUCUUCUUCUUCUUCUUCUUCUUCUUCUUCUUCUUCUUCUUCUUCUUCUUCUUCUUCUUCUUCUUCUUCUUUUCUUCCUCCUUCUCCUCCUUCUCCUCCUCCUCCUCCUCCUUCCCCUCCUUCUCCCCUUUCUCCCCCUUCUCCUCCUUCUUUGCAGGAGGACUACCAGUAGUCCCUGAUACAUGUUCCUUUUCACGUUCAUCUAUAACUGACAUACCACACUGAAUGAAGUUCAGACUGUGAAUGUGGCUUGUAGCACAGCAGGCUCUAGCAUCUGGCUCUUGCUUUCAACAAGCCUGCCACAGUUUCUAUCAUCUUGGCUUUCUUCUAAAAAUACAGCAGAGCCUUGCCACAAAGCCAGGCUGAGUGUGCCUUGGAAGACAGUAGUCCUAGGUAGGAAGUUGCCAUAUUGAUGUUUGUUAUUCUUGUGUACUUUCCCUCUGGCCCCAUAAAGGGGCUCCACUAAUUAGCUAAAUAAUUGUAAGAAUGUUUCAGGCUUAUGGAGGGCAGGCUUCCCAAAAUGGAGGAAGCAAAGGAUAGCAAAAAUGGCUUCCUGUCUACACUAGAAGUUUCAUGGACUAGAGAGAAUUGUAUUAGGGCUUGUAUUAGUCAGGGUUCUCUAGAGUCACAGAAUUUAUGGGUCAUCUCUGUAUAGUAAGGGAAUUUGUUGAUGAUUUAGAGUCUGUAGUUCAACUCCCAACAAUGGUCAGCAGCAGCUGUGAAUGGAAGUCCAAGGAUCUAGCAGUUGCUCAGUCCCACAUGGCAAGCAGGUGGAGAAGAGAGAGAGUAAGUCUUCCUUCUUCCAAUGGCCUUGUGUAGGUCUCCAGCAGAAGAUGUGGCUCAGAUUAAAGGUGUGUGCCACCAGGCCUUUAAUCCCACAUGACCCUGAACUUCGAGGUCUCCCUGUCUUAAUCUUCUGGAAUUCAUAGCCACUAUGUCUCAAGAUCUCCAUGCCAGGAUCCAGAUCAGAAACUUGUAUUUCCCAGCCUCUAGAUUAGGAUCACUGGUGAGCCUUCCAAUUUUAAAUUGUAGUUCAUUCCAGAAAUAGUCAAGUUGACAACCAGGAAUAGCCACUACAGGGCUUUUCUUCUUUCUUUUUCAGUUUAAGGAUUUAUUUUAUUUUAUUUUAUUUUAUUUUUUUCCAUCCAUGGAAGUGUUUUAUUUUCUCUUCUGGAGACAGUGUUUAGAGGUAUCCAGAGUGGUCUAGGGUUUAACACUCCAUGGUAGCCUUUUCAACUCCCAAGCCACUGGCAAGAGAAUUGCUGACGUUUUAUAUCAAGAAGGUUGAAAACAUCAAACUCCACAUUCAGUGUGUGGCCAGGUGGACAUGGCCUGUGGUGGUUCCAUGUGUGCUAAAUGUGUCAGUGGCAAGCACAGAGUCAGGAAGCUAAAUAAACACGGAUUCUCUAAACAGUUCAAAGAAAAAUGUCAUAGUCCUAGAAUCUCAGACACUCAGGGGACGGAUGCAGAAGACAGAAAGUUCAAGAUCUAUCUGGGCUACAGAAUGAGUUCAAGGCCAGCUUGGGUAACUUAGAAGGUCUUGUUCCAAAAUAAUAACUAAGUAGCUGUAGAUAUAACUCAGUCGCAGAGUGCUUCUGGCCCUAGGUUCAAUCCCCCUGUACUACGGAUUAAAGUGAAAGUGAAACAAACAAACAGAAGCAAUGUUGACAUCCAUGUCAAGUCAUAAAUGUACACUCAGACAUUUACUUCGUAGACUGAACUGAGUGCUGGCAUGUGGUCUCAGUGUGUGGCCAUUGUCCCUCCCCUACCCAGAUGUUUUACUUUACACAGUUGUUUAUCCGAGGUGUGCGUGUGGUAGAGAGUUGACUCGCUGUUGGCAUAUGCAGCGUGUUUUAUUGGACGGAUAAAUCAAGACCACACGGAGUAAAAGCUUGAAUGCAGGUUGAUAGAACCUUUCCCUCUCUGUGUUUUGUCUGAGCAGGGACUCUUGCUUACCUUCUUUGCCCUUCUCUUGCUGGAUGGAACAGGAAGAUAAUCAGGGUGUGUGUGAAUACCAGACUUCUGAAGACAGAGGCAUGGAUUCUGACUUGGAGAACUCUGAGGACCGAGAAGGGGACCCAGAAGAAAGAGGAAUGGGCUCUAAUCCAUGGGACACAGAAGAUAGAGGCCACCUGGAGCAGGAAGUGGACUCCAACCCACAGGAUGAUGAUCUAAGAGGGGACUCACGAGAGAGGGACAUAGCGUCCACUGUCUGUUCAGAGGGGCGGCUGAGUGAGGAAGAAAGGGCUAUCCUCCGUGAGGAAGAGGACGACCAGCCUGGUGUGGCUGACAUGGCUCUGUUCCCAGGACUGUCAGAAUCUGACAGCAUAUCCCGGAGUCCGCGGGGAGAGGAAGAUGAAGAGGAGGAAGACGAAGAAGAGGAAAGCGCUGGGGAGAACCGCUUGAUAGAGGAGGAAGAUCCAUUGCCUACUCCCGUGCUUCCUUGGAGGCGUCACCUCUCCCUGGGCGGUCGACACCGGGGUGACAAGCCUGCUCACCGCCGCUUCCACCGGCUCCAUCACCCCAUGGCCAUGGACCUCGGGGAACUAGACAGCCUGAUGGCCAGUAUCAUGGACGCGCCCACCAUCUGCCCAGACUGCGGGGAGAGCUUUAGCCCGGGCGCCGCAUUCCUGCAGCACCAGCGCAUCCACCGCCUGGCAGAGGCCGCCGCCGUGGCCAGCUUGGAGCCCUUCGGUUUGGCCGGCGAGUGCGGAGGAGUGGUGGGGAUGAUGGGCAUGGGUAUGGGCGUGGGCAUGGGCGUGGCCGGCGGCUUCGGGGCGGGGCCCACGCUGGCCCGGCCCCCUCGCGAAAAGCCCUUCCGCUGCGGGGAGUGCGGCAAAGGCUUCAGCCGCAACACCUACCUGACCAACCACCUGCGGCUGCACACGGGCGAGCGGCCCAACCUGUGCGCCGACUGCGGCAAGAGCUUCAGCUGGCGCGCCGACCUGCUCAAGCACCGGCGCCUGCACACGGGCGAGAAGCCCUACCCGUGCCCGGAGUGCGGCGAAGCCUUCAGCCUCAGCUCGCACUUGCUCAGCCACCGGCGCGCGCACGCGGCGGCGGGCGGCGGCGCGGGCUCGGCGGGCUCGGCGGCGGCGCUGCGGCCCUUCGCAUGCGGGGAGUGCGGCAAGGGGUUCGUGCGCCGCUCGCAUCUGGCCAAUCACCAGCGCAUCCACACCGGCGAGAAGCCGCACGGCUGCGGCGAGUGCGGCAAGCGCUUCAGCUGGCGCUCGGACCUGGUGAAGCACCAGCGCGUGCACACGGGCGAGAAGCCCUACAUGUGCUCCGAGUGCGGCGAGACCUUCAGCGUGAGCUCGCACCUCUUCACGCACAAGCGCACGCACUCGGGCGAGCGGCCCUACGUGUGCCGGGAGUGUGGCAAGGGCUUCGGCCGCAACUCGCACCUCGUCAACCACCUGCGCGUGCACACCGGCGAGAAGCCCUUCGGCUGCGGCCAGUGCGAGAAGCGCUUCAGCGACUUCUCCACGCUCACGCAGCACCAGCGCACGCACACCGGCGAGAAGCCCUACACAUGUCUCGAGUGCGGCAAGAGCUUCAUCCAGAGCUCCCACCUCAUCCGCCACCGGCGCAUCCACACCGGCAACAAGCCUCACAAAUGCGCGGGCUGUGGCAAGGGCUUCCGCUACAAGACGCACCUUGCACAGCACCAGAAGUUGCACUUGUGUUAGGGAGGGCAUCCGAAUGAGGCGGCGGUGGGAGUCGUCUGGCUACUGAUCUGUAGAUGUUGGGGAAGGGGCAGGAGGGACAGUCUGAGAGUGUCUGGGGGAGCCUUUUGGUGUUUGCCACCCCACCCCCCAGGAGAUGGUUAAUAAGAGUUGUUACUUCGAGGUGCCUACCUCCACCUUCAAAGUAACUCUUAGAAGAUGUGCUUGACUUGAUAGCUUACUUAAAUACACACUGCGAAGAGUGAAAAGCUUGGAAAAGCAGAGUUGGGAGGACCCCGAGGAAAGGCAUUUGGGGCUGUGUAGAGAGGCUUGGACUGUGUGAGAACUGAGAUAGGUGAUUUGUUUAGAGUUACAGGCGUACAACAAAAAGCGGGUAGAAAUAAGAAUGUCACACUCCCGGGGCAUGGUAAGCCUGAGUUUGCCCUAACACCUCACUUAUCAGCUCUAUUACGACCCUUCUCAUCCCUAUAGAAGAGGUUGCUAAGUAUCCACUUCCCUUUCUAUGAGCCCCAGCUGCUAUUUUGAGACAUCCUGGGGAAAUCGAGCAGAAAAACUGCACAGUUAUGUCAAAGGGCAAAAGUUUAGAAAUCCACAUACAUUGGUUCUUAGAUCUCUUAGGAAAUCCUGCACCGGUUUCUUCGCUAAUUCUUGAAACUGCUCAAGCUUCAUGUAGGGUCAGGGGUGCCUAGGGAUGGCCCCAUCUGCUAUGUAAAUUAGGACUUGCCUGCCAGGUCUCAGCUGUCAGUGGAGAGUAGGUUUCAGGAAACCGGUAGACUGUCAGCAGCUGCCUCAGAAACUGUUCACAAAAGUCAACUAGCUGGCUCAGUUUUGCUGGCUUUGUGUAGAUUUGUGUAGAGCAGGAAAGCCAAGUUCACAGGUUGGGGUGCCUUCAUUUGCAUGCGUGUGCCCUGACCCCAAGAACCCCCAAAUUACUCACAAAUUAAUGAGAGAUGUGAUCCAAACAGGAUUUUCGUCCCUGCCCCAUCCCCGACCCCCCACCUCCGACCCCCAUAUAUAAGAGGCACACAUGUCCACGUGGAGGGCACAGUCAGGGAGAGUUGGAAAUGCAAAAUUGCCAAAUAGCACAAACAGUGAAUGUUUUCCAGUUAUACGAGAUGCCAAAAUAGCACUUUUGUAUUUAACAGAGUGCUUUAUGCUUUUUAAUGACUGUUAGUGUUUCUCACAUGCCUGUGAGAUACAUCAGCAUUGCAAACUGUGACUGGGGAAAGUCUGGGGGAGGAGUGUGGUAAGCCUUUCAGAGAAAGGCCCAGGGCAAUGAAUGGUGGAGCCUGCCCUUUUGUGUUCCAAGCUCGGUUGCGAGGAUGACUUACGUGCUCUGAUUUAUAUCAUAAAGCAAGAAGACUGAGCAUUCUUACACUUGAUGGAAAAAUUAAAGCCUAGAAGGACCAAAGAUGUCCUUAUUGACAAAGCUGGCCUUUGUCACCUGAUUCCAGUAUUCUCACUGUCUUCUAUUUCUAGUAGGGAGCUGGAGUCAAAUAACUUGUAUAGAUUUUGGUUACCUACCCUUAAGUUCCCUCCCGUAGAUUAGCCUUUAGAAGUCAGUGUGGUGGCCGGCAGUGAAGUUUUCUUCACUAACAUUUAUUACCCUAGAUUAUUCAUGGGAAUCUGGAACUGUUGGACACAGUUGAAAGUGUGGUGGGGAAACCAUACAAUUGUUUUUACAGUUUUAGCCAAGUUUCUGUGAAUGCUAGAGAUUUAUACUUGAUUAUUUGUAUUUUCAUAAUGAGCUUCUUUGGGGACUCUAAAGAAGCAUUUUUGUUUUUUUUAUUUUUUAUUUUUUUAUUUUUCAUUCUAGGGACACUAAAAAAGAAAUCUGGGGAACAUCCGGGCUUUUGUAUAUUACCUGCUGAUCUUGUACACUUAAUCUGUUUACUGUUGUUCACAGAUGAAAACAGAUACGCUAGGGCUAGUUUUGAAAAACACUAAUUCUCUUCAGUCUUCUUUAGUGAAGACUUACACUUGCAAAGUCUGUGCCGCCUAUUCUGACUCAUGCUGUCUAGGUGCCCAGUGUAUGAGAGCCACUUAAAACAACGCAGCCAAUUUGUAAGCAGUCUUCAUUCUCCCUCUCUCCCUCCCCUCCCCCUCUCUGUUUUUCUCUCUCCAAGGAUUCUUUCCAUAGCCCUGGCUGUCCUGAAACUCAUCCUGUAGAGCAGGCUGGCCUUGAACUCACAGAGCUCCACCUGCCCCUGCCUCUGAUCCAGAGUGCUGGGGUUACAGGUGACCCCAACCAUAACCAGUUCAUUUUUUUCCUUUUUUUUUUUUGAAAUGCACAUCUACCUCUUCCCUGUUUUAAGUUCUCUCAAGAGUUUGCCAAUGAAAUGUAAUCCAACUUUUGAUUCUUCAUAUAUAUUUUUAACCACUUUAUGGGCUUUUUGUUUUGCUUUGGCCCUUUGCUGCCAUUAUUACACACAGGAGAGCCAUUAUCAAAUGUUUUACAGAACAGCAGCGUUAGAGAGUGGGUUUGGUGGGUUGUGGAUAACCAAGAUGGCGUGAAGUAAUGGCAGUAGAAACCCAUGGACUUCUCUUGUUCUUUCUAUCGCUGUGGAUAAGAGAAUCAGCUACUGUGUUAUUCCUUAUCUGAGCCAAACCCCUUAGCAGAAGAAACUGUCCAGCCACACCGAGUGCUCGAAUGGUGUAUUUACAAUGUGAUUCUAGUCUCUUCUUCAGGGAACAUGCCUGCAUUACAUGAAAUUCCAUGCGCCCAGCUGGUUAUUUCUUGUCUUCCAUCUUAGAAGAAUUGUGUUUCUUCAGGAUACUCUUGUACCUGUGGUUCAUGCUUGAAAUGUUAAAGAUUCCUUAAUCCAACUUAUACCGGGUUGGAGGCACUUGUACUAUUUAUUUCCUGGGAAAUUUUGGUCAAAAGCCAGCUUCUUUUGCUGUCUUUAAUAAGAAAAACUUGAAGUUUAGGAGCUUAAAAGACUUAGCCUGAGGCAGAAGGAGGUGAGCACUUAAUCCUUUGAGCCAUGCGGUCUCUUUUACAGUCUAGAAACUGUACAUAUAUGUGAAAAGGAAAAAAAACCCUAUAUAUAUAUAUUAUAUAUAAAACAAUGUUCAUAGACAAUCUGAACUAUGUUUCUGAUGUGUGCACACUUUCCAUUUUAGUGCUAUUUUACAUCUGUUCGUUAAAGUAUUAAGUAAUUUAAUGACCCCAAGAGUACCAGAUUCUGUGAGUGUGGUUGUAUACGUAAGAACUGCCCUGUUUGGAGGUUAUUUUAUUUAAUGGUGGUUCCUUGGACAGCAUCCUGGCAUCCAGCAACCAAUAUGAGCUAUUUGUCAUUAAAUCCCUACCAGUCUUUUAUCAUA